Messenger RNA from Asparagus officinalis (garden asparagus), 1459 nucleotides. Its product is annotated as putative glutamine amidotransferase PB2B2.05. Lineage: Eukaryota; Viridiplantae; Streptophyta; Magnoliopsida; Asparagales; Asparagaceae. The transcript has 4 exons. The record is from RefSeq and is a predicted model, not a curated record. Bases 60 to 1316 code for a protein of 418 amino acids. Gene Ontology annotation, cellular component: cytosol. Gene Ontology annotation, molecular function: hydrolase activity, acting on carbon-nitrogen (but not peptide) bonds, in linear amides.
AGCUCUUCAUGUUAAAGGCCUAGGGAGAAAAGAAAAAGGGGGGAGAAAAACAAGCGAAAAUGGCUCCUACUGAUUUGUCCACGAUCUUGCCUCGAGUUCUCAUUGUCUCUAGGCGUUGUGUUCGUAAGAACAAGUUUGUUGAUUUCGUCGGAGAGUAUCAUCUUGAUCUGAUAGUCUCCUACGGUGCUGUCCCGGUGAUCGUCCCCAGGGUAGCCGGGGUCCACAUGCUCCUCGACAGUUUUGAGCCAAUCCACGGCGUCCUUCUCUGCGAGGGCGAGGACAUCGACCCUUCCCUCUAUGACUCAGAGAUCUCCGGCCUCACCCCUCAAGAACUCGAAGACAUCCGCCGCCUCCACAUCAGCGACACAGCCAUAGACCGUGAAAAAGACUCCAUCGAGCUUCGCCUCGCAAAGCUCUGCCUCGACCGAAGCAUCCCCUACCUUGGCAUCUGCCGUGGGUCUCAGGUCCUCAAUGUAGCGUCCGGAGGUACACUGUAUCAGGACAUAGAGAAAGAGGUUGCGAAGAAAGGUAGUGAUGCAAAAGUACGUCAUAUCGAUUAUGAGAAUUAUGAUGGGCAUCGACACAGGGUGAGGGUGGUUGAGGAAACCCCGCUGAGUGAUUGGUUUCAGGGGUCGUUGGACGAGAGGAUGGAGAUGAGCGUAAACAGCUAUCAUCACCAGGGUGUGAAGAGACUGGCGUCGAGGUUUGUUCCAAUGGCGUACUCGGAGGAUGGAUUGAUUGAGGGGUUUUAUGAUCCUCAGUGUUAUGAUCCUGAGGAAGGGAGGUUUAUUAUGGGACUGCAGUUUCAUCCGGAGAGAAUGAGGCGGCCGGAGUCUGAUGAUUUCGAUUAUCCUGGGUGCCCCUCGGCUUAUCAGGAAUUUGUAAAGGCGGUAAUGGCUUAUCAAAAGAAGGUUAAUAACACAGCAAACAUUAAAAUAGCUCCGAAGCUUGAUCAUGAAAUGGAGAAGAAAAGAAAGAUAAUUAUCAGGAGCUUUUCACUUGCAAGGAACUUAUAUGCAUCAGGGCAUCAAAUGCCACAAUCGGAUGAACCAGCACUUGAAAUUGGAGCUGAAUUCCUCGAGUCCAACACCGCGUUGAGCCUGCAGCAAGAGAAGAGGCUGAAGCAGAUGGGGGCGACGGUGAGGAACGCAUCGUCAUAUCUUGAGAAGCUGAAGAUGAGUAAGGAGAGGGAGAAGGUGAUCAGGGAUGUGAUGGAGAAGAUGUCUCCAGAGCAUCUCUCUGAUCUUCUUUCCUUCUAUCAUAUGAUGGGGAAAGUUUGCGCUGAAGUUUUGGAGAAGAAAAUCAUGGCUCCAUGAAAUACUAUGAAAUGUUUGCUUUAUUUUUUUGUCAAUGCGAGCUUUCAACUUUCUUUGAAUACUUGAAAAUUAAAGGAGAAAAAUGUAAGGCUUCAGUGUUUUUGAACCUCACAAUUUAAAAGAAUACUGAUAUCUUCCUUGUA